GUGAACUUGAAAUCGGAGUGCCUGAAGCGCCGCGCCUCGCUACAGUCAAAGCUCGUGGGCUGGCGGUUUGAGGUUCUUUUAUGCUGUUGUUGUUGUUUUUCUUUUCUUUUGUUUGUUUUUUGUACUCUUGGCUUGUGCGAUGAUUAGAAUGCGAGCAGAAUUUUGUUGUUAAAGACGACGACAAGGCAAUGAUUUUAGCAACCAACACGCAGAACUCGGCGAUUCCGCAAGCGUGAAGCACGGCUGCGCGGAAAAUUGCGUUCUUAAAAUAUUCUGAUUCGAAAAAGGUGUAAACUCGCUAAAAAUAAACUGAACUUUUGUGCAAAAGAUACAACGAAAAUAUUACAAAGACAUACGAAAUUCGAAGUGAUCGAAGCAGUGAUUGGUGAAAAGCAAAUAUUUUUGUGUGGCGAUCGCGUCGGUUUGAAGGUUAAGGCCAAACAUCUACAAGACCUAUAAAACAGUAUGAAGUCUCUUCUAGUCGCACUGGCUGCAGUUUGCAGUUUGAAGCUACAUUCCGUGCACGGCCAUGGACGCCUUAUGGACCCGCCCGCAAGAAAUGCCAUGUGGCGUUUCGGAUUUCCAAAUGCAGUGAAUUACAAUGACAACGAACUCUUUUGUGGUGGAUAUGCAGUGCAAUGGGAACAGAAUUCGGGCAAAUGUGGGGUGUGUGGUGAUGCGUAUCAUGUGAAGACGCCACGGCCGCAUGAGGCUGGUGGUGAAUUUGCGAAAGGCAUCAUUUCGCGGUACUAUACGGCGGGGCAAGAAAUCGAAGUUGAAGUUGAACUCACUGCCAAUCAUUACGGUCGUUUCGAGAUGUUCCUUUGCCCCAAUAACAAUCCCCGUCGUGAGGCUACUCAAGCUUGUUUCGAUCGUUAUCCGCUCUACAUUUCCGGGAGUCGGGAACAUCGUUUCCUCAUACCACGCGAUGCACCCAAGAAGGAGAUCUUCCGCUAUCGUGUACGCCUGCCACCUUACGUUACGUGUACGCAAUGUGUGCUGCAAUGGACCUACUAUACGGCCAACAUGUGGGGCACUUGCAGCAAUGGCACCGAGGCGGUGGGAUGUGGCAAGGCGGAAACUUUCCGCAAUUGCGCCGAUAUUGCGAUUGUAUCCAACACGGGCGGCGGCGUACCACCGAUCUUCAUUAAUAACAAAUCUCCAUAUCUACUUUAUUAUAGAGAUUAUCGUGCGCCGGAUGAUAAUAAUGUGUUCCCGCUAAUUGUGCGUGACCAAAAAUGUAUUGCGGCUCCAGCGUUCCGCACCAUUCCGGGUAUGGAUAAUUGGUGUGAAACGAAUUGUUUGCGUUAUCCACCCAACUGUCCAGAAUCUGCAUGUCAUUGUCCUAAGGAUUGUGUGGCAAUUGGUGAAUUGGAGGGACGUGAAGGUGCGGACACGUAUUGUAUGGAUGAAUGCCUGAAUUACGGUUCGAUAUGUCCAGUGGAUAGGUGCCGUUGUUUCUAAAUCGACAAGUGUACGAAGAUUUGGCUGUAAGGGUACCACCAGUACCCACAGCUCAGACUGCAUGAACCCGGAGGCCACAAGCAGUAAUGCUUACGAAAGACGGAUCAAAGCUGUGCUACGAAUUCUGUGCCUUUUUAAUUUGAUUUUAUCACUUUUUU
Molecule: messenger RNA, 1622 nt
Organism: Anastrepha ludens (Mexican fruit fly)
Lineage: Eukaryota; Metazoa; Arthropoda; Insecta; Diptera; Tephritidae
Exons: 8
Coding region: 466-1464 (332 amino acids)
Source: RefSeq, a predicted model, not a curated record